Miscanthus lutarioriparius is the source of this 1380-nucleotide messenger RNA. The record is from the annotation of a GenBank genome assembly. NCBI's taxonomy places the organism in Eukaryota, Viridiplantae, Streptophyta, Magnoliopsida, Poales, Poaceae.
AUGCGUUCUCUCCUCCUUGCCCGCACGUGCGCCUUCGCUUCGCGGCGCUUCCUCUCCGCGCUCGCCGGCUGCGGGGCCGGGGCCCCGUGCGCCGGCGUGGUGUACGGGUUCGGGGAUAAUAGCCAUGGCGCGGUGGGCCAGCCGCCACCGGCUGCCGACGCCUACGUGACCACGCCCGUGCCCUCCCUCCCGCCGUCCGUGAGCGCCGUCGCCGCCGGUCACUACCACUCCCUCGCCGUAUCUGCCGCCGGAGAGGUCUGGGCGUGGGGGCGCAACGACGAGGGCCAGCUCGGCCGCGGGCUUCACUCCCCGAGGAAUACUUGGAGCAACGCAGAACUGGUCAGAGGAUUGGAAAAUGUUCAAGUUCAAGCUGUAUCUGCUUCAGGCGUUGUUUCAGCAGCAAUAGGAUCUGAUGGUUCUUUAUGGAUUUGGGGGAGAUCAAAGCGUGGCCAACUUGGACUUGGGAAGGGUAUUGUAGAGGCAGCAGUGCCAUCUAAAGUGGAAGCUCUUGCUAGCUACGACAUUGUUAAGGUAUCAUUUGGAUGGGGGCAUGCCAUGGCAUUGACAAAGGAUGGAAAGCUAUUUGGUUGGGGCUACUCGGAAAAUGGAAGGUUAGGAGAAAUGGGUCAAAGCACUAGAGCUCUUUCUGCAGAAGAAUACAUAGGAAAAAUGGCAGACAAGUAUUCUAGUUCAAUGCUGGAGGCUGUUGAAAAGAUGGUUGAAGAGAAAAUUCGCAGUGAAGACAAUAUGCCCAUUAUCUGGGAACCAUCACUUGUUCAUGAAGUGAGUCGUCUUGAGGUGUCUGACGUAUCUUGUGGGCUUGAUCAUUCCUUGAUUCUCUGCUGUGAGUAUUUAUUUUCACUACAAACGAAACUCCUUGUGUGCAUAUUUGUGAUGGAUAAUACUUUUCUCGUGCUUCUCUUCUGCUCUCUUGGACAACUGGGUAGGAAGGCAGGGCCACCCAAAUUGCUUCCUGUUGGCAUGAGCUACAAGCCAUUCUCCAUGUCAGCAAGUGUCGGUCACUCUCUCACACUAUGCCAUACAACGACUGAGGGCACUGAUGGUGUGGAAACUGGCCUCCUCUCAUGGGGGUGGAACUGCAGCUCCCAGCUCGGACGGCCUGGUCAAGAGGACAUCCCUGCACUGGUGGACUGUCUGAGCACGGAGAGGCUGGUAACGGCCUCGGCUGGUCGAGUCCAUUCAGUUGCUCUCACGUCCAAAGGUGAAGUUUGGACCUGGGGAUCAGGCAGGAAUGGCAGGUUAGGUCUGGGCAGCUCCAUUGAUGAGGCGGAGCCGUGUCUUGUAGAUACCCUGGAAGGGGUGGAAGUCUUGCAAGUUGCAGCAGGGAUGGACCAUAGUCUCCUCCUGGUCUCCGAGUAG